This is a messenger RNA of Fusarium oxysporum Fo47, 518 nucleotides long. RefSeq lists its product as uncharacterized. Lineage: Eukaryota; Fungi; Ascomycota; Sordariomycetes; Hypocreales; Nectriaceae. The record is from RefSeq and is a predicted model, not a curated record. The transcript has a single exon. The coding region runs from base 66 to 518 and encodes 150 amino acids.
CCCGUCGCUCCUCAUUUUACGUCUGCGAGUUAUUAUGUCUAAUCAACCUACCAGGCGACUACAUUAUGGAUGAAGGAGGAUCAAUGGCAGUCGAUUCUAUAAAAAAUAAGCUGGGCGCCGACGCUUUCAAUACACUACCCAUUUCAUCCAAUCCCUUUUGGGAGCAAUGGUGUUCAAUGGACCAGCGAGUCCUUCCACAGUCGGCAGAACGAGGCGCUUUAGCGAGCGUUUACAGGCAGAGUGAAUUCUUAUUCAAUAAUUGCAUGCCUACCUCUAAAAUCAGCCCUCUGGAUCACUGGAAUGAUCCAUACCCUGCCACCACUGUUACGGCUACACCCUCGGUUUCUCAGACGCCAUUUCCCAAAACACUCCACCAGUUAGGCAUCCCGUCUCCGCCCUUAACGGCGAAAAAGGAAGAGCAUCAAAAGCGGAAGCGUUGCUUAGAUAAAAAUUCGACUCGCAAAUCUUUGAGACGAGAUUCCUCUCGAGACAGCAAAGCCAAUACAGCAACGGGAUGA